AACAAGCUGAGCUCAUUGACUCUUUGCUCUUCACAAUCUUGACUCUCAACCACAUCCACCACAAUCGACAUUCUCCUACAUACACAAUGGAGAAGGACGCUGAAGGAUUCUACGCGCCUGCACCAGCAGCACCAGAAGCGAGUUCCAGUACUCCGCCACCGCCACCUGCAGCAGAGCUUACAACUGCAAAGACGGAAGUGACUGUAACAGAGGCAACGACCGAUCUGAUCAAGUCAACCUUUGAUGUUUCCGUGACAUUGGCAGAUCAGCAAGCCAACCCGACUUCUCCUCUGCAUAGUGUGAAAACGUUUGAGGAACUUGGCUUACACCAAGACCUCCUGAAGGGCAUUUACGAUAUGGGUUUCUCGAAGCCUUCUAAGAUCCAGGAACGUGCACUCCCUCUUCUCCUAGCCAACCCCCCUCAAAACAUGAUCGGGCAGUCACAAUCGGGAACAGGGAAGACGGCGGCGUUCGUGCUUACUAUGUUGAGUCGAGUUGACUUUUCAUUGAACAAGCCACAGGCUAUCUGCCUCGCGCCAUCUCGGGAACUUGCUCGACAAAUCAUGUCCGUUGUCGUAGCUAUGGGCAAAUUCACACCUGUGCAAACCGAGUACGCUAUCAAAGACAACCUGCCUAGAGGCACUACAAACGUCACCGCACACAUAAUCGUGGGUACACCAGGGACCAUGACGGACCUAAUCAGGAGGAAGGUCAUAGAUGUCUCGGAGGUGAAGGUUUUCGUUCUAGAUGAGGCGGAUAACAUGCUGGACCAGGACGGUCUCGGCGAACAGACCCUUCGCGUCAAAAACAUGCUACCACGUUCACACCCCGUUCAGAUUAUCCUCUUCUCCGCCACGUUCCCGGACAACGUGCGCAAUUUCGCAAAUAAGUUUGCUCCAAAUGCAAAUAAGAUCGAGUUGAAGAGGAAUGAAUUAUCAGUGACCAAUAUCCGACAGUUCUAUAUGGACUGCAAGAGCGAGGAGCACAAGUAUGAUGUUCUCGUUUCGCUCUACCAUCUAUUGGUUAUUGGUCAAAGUAUUAUCUUCUGUCAGCAUCGACAUACUGCGGACCGAAUUUCACAACGAAUGACAGCAGAAGGCCACAAAGUUGCAUCGCUGCAUGGUGCGAAGGACGCGCAGGAACGUGACACGAUAAUCGAUCGUUUCCGGGAGGGUAAGGAAAAGGUGCUGAUCACCACCAAUGUCAUCGCUCGCGGUAUCGAUAUCUUGCAAGUCAACAUGGUGGUCAAUUAUGACCUUCCUCUUCUGAACGAGCGGGACCAUGGUAACAGGAAUGAUGUACGGCCCGAUAUUGAGACCUACAUCCAUCGAAUCGGACGUACGGGACGCUUUGGACGGAAAGGAAUUUCAGUCAAUUUCGUUCACGAUAAGCGAACAUGGUCACAGAUGGAACAGAUUGAACAGGCGACUGGAAAACAUAUCGUUCGAAUCCAGACUACUGAUCUGGAUACGAUGGAAGAGCAAAUGAAGAAGGCUUUGAAGUAGUUCGAUGAUUCCAGGCUCUCAAGGCCUCAUUGAUUGCGUUUCUCCUUGUUGUACUUCACUUUUGUACUAUUCCGGGGUUCCUCCGACCUGGAUUGCCCUGUUUAUUCCACCCAUUGUCACAAAAAGACCCCGACAGUUGAUAUGUUUAUAUCGUUCAGAUUAACAAAGUCUAUAAUUCAACAGGCUCUCUACACUCGUACUCUCACUUCCCGUACAUCACGGUAAUGCCUAUUUGAUUUGUGCCGCGUGUCUCCCUCGUUGGUGGCGCAAUUGUCGAUAUAGACUGUUUACGGAUGACGUUCUUCUCUGUCUGAUUCGCAGUGACAGGUUCGAGAGGCCCACCUUGGCUCCAAAACCCCUUUCUCGGCAUCCGCGUCCAAUUCAAGAAAAGUGCCCUCGGAUU
Somion occarium is the source of this 1908-nucleotide messenger RNA. NCBI's taxonomy places the organism in Eukaryota, Fungi, Basidiomycota, Agaricomycetes, Polyporales, Cerrenaceae. The record is from the annotation of a GenBank genome assembly.